GCUGCAGAUAUGCCGGAUCUAAACAAUUUAAGUUGAAGUAAUUCAAGCCCGCCUGCAUGUCUGGGCCUCCGUGCCUGAGUGUCCCUAUAGGAGUGGUAUGGAACAGUCCGUAAUCAGGAGCAAGGUUAAAUAAAACUUUCCAUCAUUCCAGACAGUCCUCCCUUUUCCUUUCUCUAAAGUCGAAACUACUUCCUUCCAUCAUUCAUCUACAUUCCCGCUCACACCUGCCAUCUACAAUUACCUUUUAAAACAACUCAUCAUCACCUUCCGCAACAGCUUUCAAUAACCAUAGCACCUACAUCCGAGAAGCCCACGUCGAAAAUGUCGGCAAAGAAGACGGGAACCAAGCACCGAGAGGUGGCCAACAAAGUCACAAAGACAACCACGACGAAGAACACCACGACCAAGCACCGAGAGUUGUCUGACAAGGUGACGAAGACUAUCACCACGAAGAGCACCACGACCAAGCACCGAGAGGUGUCUAAGAAUGUGACGAAACCUAUCAAGAAGAGCUGGGAGGACAUGCCGUCACCUGAGCGAACGCGCAGGAUUCACGCCAUGGUCGACAACCUCCGGGAGCCGGAGAGUGAGGAGGAAGAUGAGGAAAGCACGCCGACAGAGCGUAGCAAGGUUGACGUUGGAAAGUGUCCCGCGAGUGGUUCAAGGGUGCAACAGAUUUACCGCGCCGCCGUCCUCAAUUCGGUCGAAUCUGGAAAACGCCAGGCACUGACUGUGGAAAAGAUCAAGGCGGCCUCAUCCCUUUUGACUCCGGCACCCACUCCCCCGAAACCCACCAGCUCCGCGUCCCGGUCGCGAAACAUCAGCAAAGACCCGACUAUCGACGACCACGCACUGCGCGACAAGAGAAAACGAAGUCGAAGUAACAAGAAAUACACGAAAGCACACACAAGCACACGAAGACGCGAACCCCCAAUACACGCACCCACCAUGUCGUCCUCAACAUUCACAUCCCUCCGUGGCCUCGCCACCCGCCUCUUCGCCGGCGCGCGUUCCUCGCCAUCAUCCCUCCUCCUCACCAAGCCCGCGACCGCCGCCCUCCCCGCUAUCCAGCACCAGCAGCAAACCGCUUCCUACGCGACCAAGGGCAAAGGCGGUCCCCCAGCCGGCAUGUUCUCGGGCCAAAAGGCCGGCGCCAAGAAGUCCAAGGGUCCCAAGCAAGUCGACCCGCGCAUCAUCAACAUCCUGCGACACUUUGCCGUGUUGUCGCCCAAGCGGAUCCCGCCCCCCCUCCGGUUCGGCCGCAACAGGUACCUGCGCCACUGGGCGAUCCAUCGCGCUUGGUUGCUCUGGCGUCGCCAGCAGCGCGAGCAGCGCGAGCGUAUCCUGAUGCAGCAGCACCAGAGCAUGAGCAAUGCGUGUGAGGAGCUCCGCAACACAGAGGGCCCCGGAACGAGGGAGACGGGAUACCUGUAUCGCGUGGCGAUGCUGAAGACGGGGGUGUAUGGACUCAAGAGCAUUCCGAUUGAGUAUGCUAGUCGGGCGUUGGUGGAGACGCCGGGUAGGCAGGCUUGGAAUCAUGAGUGGAAGCGGUAA
Messenger RNA from Neurospora tetraspora, 1554 nucleotides. RefSeq lists its product as uncharacterized. Gene Ontology annotation, molecular function: structural constituent of ribosome. The record is from RefSeq and is a predicted model, not a curated record. NCBI's taxonomy places the organism in Eukaryota, Fungi, Ascomycota, Sordariomycetes, Sordariales, Sordariaceae. The coding region runs from base 322 to 1554 and encodes 410 amino acids. Gene Ontology annotation, biological process: mitochondrial translation. The transcript has 5 exons.